GGAAAAUUAUCGAAGAUGGAUAUUCUAUUAUUUGUUUUAUUCUUUUUCAUCGCAUUUUUUCAUCAAAAUAUCAAUGCUGAAAGUUUAAAACUAUGCAUGGUUGAAAGUAUUCAUACAAUAAAAGGAAUUCGCAAACUUUGCCCACAAUUGACAAUCUCAGGGAAUCAGAUAGAGUGUGUUAUAGGAAGUGAUAGAUUUAAUUGCCUACGAUAUUUGUCUAUGAGUAAAGCCGAUUUUACUGUAUUGGAACCGGAAGAUCUGGUUGCAGCGUCCGCGUAUAACGAGUACAACAUUCUAGUCACAAACGAAUUAAGAUUAUUUUCAGACGAGAAACAACGUUAUGAAAUGGUAGUUAUAGUCUCUAAAAACGUGAGAAAUAUAUGGGACAUUAAGGGUAAAAGAUUUUGUCAUCCUGGAUUAGAUACUACUGAUGAUUGGACCAAUUCUUUUUCAACGUAUUUUGAAGAAUGGAUAAUACCGAGAAAUUGUGAUCCACAUAAGACGUUAUUAGAAGAUCGAAUGAAUGGUUUGUCAAAUUUUUUUGAGACAGCUUGUAUAGCUGGGCCUUGGACCGCAGAUACUAUAUAUGAUAGUAAUUUAAAAUCGAAAUAUAGAAAUCUUUGUGCUGCAUGCGACAAUCCAAUGGGCUGUUAUUCGAGUGAUAUGUAUCAUGGUCGCGAAGGUGCCUUAUUGUGCCUUACUGAUAACGCAGGUGACGUUGCCUGGGUUAGAUUAAAUGAUACUCUGGAACAUUUUAAGGAUGAACGAAUUAACAAGGAAGAUUACAAAUAUCUUUGUCCGGAUGGUACAACGAGACCUGUAAAACUCGAUAAACCAUGUGUAUGGAUCACGAAACCUUGGCCAGUAAUUAUCGCUAGAUCAGAAGUAGCAAAAAAGGUGGAAAAGAUAAUGAUUUCUUUGAAGAUAGACAAAUUCGGUUGGAAGCUACGACAAUUAUUAGAAAAUUAUCAUCCAACACCUGUGAGCACAGAUAUUUUGGAAACACCGGAAGACUUUCUAGUAAAAUUCCCUCGUUUUAUGGGCGCUAACAAUCGCGUAUCAUGUCAUCCAUCAAGAAGAGUAAAAUGGUGUGUUGUUUCGAACUUAGAAGAAAAUAAAUGUCGAUGGCUUAGAGAAGCUUCGAUUGUGUAUGGUGUAGAACCAGCGAUUUCCUGUAUUCAAGAAUUAACAAGAGCAGACUGUUUAAAAGCUCUUAAGACCGAACGUGCAGAUAUAUUUAUUGCAAAACCAGAAGAAUUAUUCCAGGCCAGAAAAAUUGGUUUAAAAACAAUGGCACAAGUAGUACCCAAGAGAAACAAUGAAUUCAUUAGAAUUGCAGCAGUUGUGAAACAAGAUUCGCGGUUCAAAAAUUUAAAAGACUUGAAAGGAGCUAAAGCGUGUUUUACGGGAUACCGAGAUAUGGGAUGGAAUGCUUUUGUGGCUGUAUUGAAAAUUAUUUCGAAUUCAAAGUUUUAUUGCGACACGGAAGCAGUUGCUAACUUCUUUACAGAGAGUUCCAUUGUUGGUCUGAGUGACAAUGAUGGGCAAAUGCCAUAUAAUUUACAUUCCUUAACUAAACAAGCAAACGGAGUUGGAAAAGACUUGAGUGCCUUUGAUUGUAUGAUGUCUAAUAUUGGUGACGUAGCUUUUGUUGAUUUGAAGAAAAUUGAAAAAAGUGGUAUUUUAAUAAAAAAACAUAAUAAUCAAAUGCGAAAUAAUAAAUAUCGAACGUUAUGUUUUAAUGAAGUAGAUUCGAAUGAAGUAUGUUUACUUACAUGGGCACCAUUGGGCAUGGUAAUAACGAAUGAAAAUAUGACAGAGUUGCGACGAGAUGAGAUUUAUUCUAUGUUGUUAGAAAUGGACAAACUUUUCGGAAGUACCUUCAAGGGUCGUACACCCGCAUUUUCUAUGUAUGGGAUAUACGAUUCAAACGAAAGUAUUAUAUUUCCAGAAGGGACACAACAUCUACAGUUAGAAGUUCAUCAAAUUCAACGAGCAAUGAGCAAUUAUUCCGAUAUUAUUAACGAUAUCGUGAAACAAGUUAAUUGUAGUGGUGUAAAAAGUUUGAGUUCUCUUUAUAACAUGAUUUUUAUAUAUAUAUUUUUUGUUCUGUUGUUAUAAAUUGCUUAAGCAUCAUUAAAUAUCAUAUCUACUGUUAUUGUAUGUA
Messenger RNA from Apis dorsata (giant honeybee), 2167 nucleotides. It is a transcript of the gene Tsf3, whose product is annotated as transferrin. The record is from RefSeq and is a predicted model, not a curated record. Gene Ontology annotation, biological process: iron ion transport. NCBI's taxonomy places the organism in Eukaryota, Metazoa, Arthropoda, Insecta, Hymenoptera, Apidae. The transcript has 15 exons. Bases 16 to 2121 code for a protein of 701 amino acids. Gene Ontology annotation, cellular component: early endosome; recycling endosome; plasma membrane.